AGUCUUGCGAUGCCGUUGGCACAGCGAGCUGGUCGCGCUGUAGUUCAGCGCUGCUUCGUGUUCCAGGUGAAUGUUACCCGAUUCAGGAUUAUUCUCUUAUAGGAAUAGGGAUUAUUUUUAAAUAUAUAUAUAAUACGUGAUCAGUUUUUGUCGUAAACAUGGAUUACAGGUAGAGAAAACUCCUAAUAAUUUUUAAUUUCCUCCCAAUCCGUAAUAUUGGGCUACUUCUUGGUGUUUUUUUUUUUUUUCGGUUCAUUCUGGAAACUCCUUCGACGUUUCCGUUUAAAUAGCGCAUGAAAUCCACCGAGAUGUGGAGCAGAAACGAUUUCGAGGAUGGCCUGGAUAUCUAUAAAGCGGGUUCCAGUGCGUCCUCUCCUGGGUGGGUGCCAGGCUGUGAGUCAGCAUGGCACGGCUCAUCCUCCAUCAGCAGCAGUAACCGCGCCAGGCGCCACAGCGCCGCCUCCGACAGCGCCGACACAGGCAUAGGAACGUCCUGCUCGGACAGCGUGGAAGACCACUCCAGCUCGAGCGGCACGCUGUCUUUCCAGCCCCUCCGCUCGCAGGGCUCCAUCCCCACCGCGCAUGUCAUGCCAUCUCCGUCCAGCUCCAAGCUCAGCGCCCAGUCGGUGCCCGGCAGCCCGUGGAACAGCAGCCAGCUCUCCUCUCCUGUCUCCAGCCCGCUGGACAUGAAGGACCCUCGCCCCGUGCGCCGCUGGUCCUCCCUUACUCGCUUGAGCGGCCAGGAGAAAAGCGGCAGGACAUCGUGUCACCCGGACGCCCACGGAUCACUGGACCGCAGCCUGCUCCACUCCCGGGCCGACUCGUCUCCGCUCAAGCCUAACACACUGGACCUGAGCUACAGUGCCUUACCCGAGAGCAGAGCCUCCCUCAUGAUGCCCAGGGGGCACCAGGCCGUCGGGGGGUCACCCAUCCAGCCCAGCGUGAGGACGCAGAUGUGGCUGAGCGAGCAGAUGGAGUUCAGACCCGAGGGCGUGAGCGCGUGGCUGAGCGAGCAGCAGCAGCGAGACAGGAUGAGGCAGGAGGCCGAGCUCUCACAGAUGCUGGGUGGAGCUCCUCUCCCUGUGAACACGCUGGUGAAGAUAAAGGAAGGGCUGCUGAGACAGCGGGAGCUGGAGAUCGACAGGCAAAAGCAGCAGAUCAUGCAGCUCCACGCCAGAAUCAGGGAAAACGAGUUAAGGGCGCAGCAGGUCCUCCAGAACCAGAGAGGGCGCUGUGACGACUCGUAUGUGCUUAAAACAAAGGAGAGCCCGCUGGACAGCCCUGCAUCGUCUCUACACAGUCCUCAGACUCCACUGUGCUGCGAGAACGGAGAGCUGGCGCGCAGGCUGGCCUCAGCCGAGCUCGAGGUCAUCCACCUCAAAGAGUUCCUCAAGCAGAACACACAGAAAUACACAGAGGACAUCAAGAAGCUGGAGGAGAAGAUGAAGACCCGUGAUCGCUACAUCAGCAGUCUAAAGAAGAAAUGUCAGCGAGAGCAGGAGCAGAAUCAGGAAAAGCAGCAGCGCAUCGAGACUUUAGAGAAAUACCUGGCAGAUCUGCCCUCGCUGGACGAGGUGCACACCCAGGCCCAGCAGUUGGAGGAUGUACAGGCGAAGGCACAGACGCUGCAGGACACAGUGGUGCAGCUGGAGCGGAGCUUAGAGGAGAGCCGAACUCGUCUGCAGGAGAAAGACGCGCUCAUCGAGAGACAGUCCAAGAGGGAGAAGGAGCUGGUGGCUGCCGUGCAGAGUUUGCAGGAGAAGGUGGAGAAGUGUCUGGAGGAUGGAGUGCGGUUGCCGAUGCUGGACCUGAAGCAGUUGGAGAGGGAGAACACGCGGCUCCUGGAACAGCAGUCUCACAAUAGCACGCUGAUCGACAGCCAGAAGCAGCAGAUCGACAGACUCACCCUGGAGUUAACGGCACUGGAGAAGAGGCUGCAGAAGGAGAGAGCCAUCACGCAGGAGCUCCAUAAGCAGCUCGUAGAGAGAGAGGAGGACCUGGAGACACUGUCUAAGAGUGUCCAGCAGAAGCAGCAGCAUGUGGAUAACGGCACUGUGCUGCAGGAAGCAGGCUCUCUGCUAAAGGAAAUGUCUCUGUGUCUGCUGGACCUGAAGGCUCUGUGCAGCAUCCUCACCCAGAGAGCGCAGGGCAAAGAGCCAAACCUGGCACUGCUGCUGGGCAUCAAGUCAAUGAGCUGCUCGUCCGAGGAGAGCGAGAAGCCGCUGGUGGAGGACGGACUGCGGGCCAAGCUGCUGGAGGUGCGUCAGCUGAGGAAGGACAUUGACGAGCUGCGCACCAUCAUCUCCGACCGCUACGCGCAGGACAUGGGGGAGAACUGCGUGACGCAGUGAGCGCCUCCUAGAGGCCGAGCCACUGCUUCACUCUCACCAACAAAAGGGAAAGGAGAAUAAAUCCGUCUGACUACUGAAUGUUGGACCAAGCUGUGAAUCGAGUUUACACCGUCUUUGUAGCUCUGUGUUCAUCUCCACGUCUGAGAUCUUUUUAUUGUGUAUUUAUUGGGACUACAGAAAAGGCCAUUAGUCAUUUCGUUACCGUAUUUUCCGGACUAUGAGUCACAGCCCUCUAAAUUCAAUCAGGCUAUACAUCGCAUUGUUUACUUACAUUUUUAUUUCACAGUAUUUCAGUGUAUUGCUAGCAUACGUGUAAAGUAACGAUCCACAUUUGACGCUGCGAGUCUACGAUUUGGUGGUCACCUUGACAACCAUAUCCUGAUUUCACACCAUGUAUCGGCUGCAUUUAUAUAAGCGUACAACAGUAAUGCAAAUUUAGUAUCUUCAAUGCACUUAAAGGGCAAAAAAAAAAAAAAGGAUCUUGUAAUCCAGAAAAUACGGGAAGUGAGCGAGGUGGUGAGAUCACACUGUGGGUGUUCAGAAAUCACAGCAAUGCAAAGGGAGUUACAUCUCACACACACACACACACACACACGCAGAGUGUGGAAAAGUGUGUGAAGUGGUUCAUGCUGCUCCAUCAAGUGCCUUGUGAUGUUCCAGUGCGUUCGCUGAUUGUUCUACGUCUCCAAAGCCCAAACCAUGACAGAUCCUCAGUCUCACCCAAAGACAUUCAUCUCCUCCACUGAGUGCUGCUGGUCAACACUGAAGCAGACUGCUCUCAUUUACACACACACACACACACACACACACACACACACACACACACACGGUCCAGUGGUCUUCCGUUCAGCACCUUGUAUUUGAGUGUGAUGUCAUCUGUUUUGUUUUUUUUUCCGCCAUGUUGGACAAGUGUGUGUGGUGUUGGUUUUUCUUCUAAUAGGACUCCAUAUUAAUGAUAAUCCAGGCUCAGUGAAAAGCUCGCAGAAAGACUCGAUUGCAUGAAAAACAAACCCAUGGAGGAACAAAUGGGUCACAGAUGAUAAUUGUACUGGAUUUCAGGUAAUGGUUUUAAACAGUUUUUUUUUUUUUGCAGUAAUUUCCCACAUUAGCGUAAGAUCAAGAGCUGUGUACAAACUGCUAAGAUGUUAUUGUUAGAUUUCUCGGAGGAAAAAAAAGACGCACGAGAGAUUUUAUACUCGACAGAAUUGCAGAGUUGUGUUACAGUUUAAACUUUACGUAUAAACGACAAUGCAAAAAAAACAAAGAUAUAUUCUCAGGUAUAUAAAGCAGACAGUGUUAAGACUCCACCCUUACGGUGGAACCGCUUUGCUUUCUCAUUUCAAAAAGGGAUUUUAACUAGAAAAGAGCCGCCUCGUCUCAAGUCGGAUCUUUUCUUUUUGUCCUCCAUUUUGACCCUGUAUAGGACUAUUUCUUAUUUUCUGUAAUAUAGUAACAAAAGAAAAGAAGAAAUGAUGCUCGGUCAUGACAACCUGUGCACAAACAUUUGCUGGACAAUGAAUGUUUUUGGAUAUUUAUUUAUAAGUUGUUUCUGCAGUAGUGAUAUUAGCGUUGUUGUUUUGUUUGCAUGUCGUAGGUGAUCAGCGUGUGUGUGUGUGUGUGUGUGUGUGUGUGUGUGUGUGUUUUAUUGCUACAGAUGGAGAUUGUGCAGGAACAGAAGGUCUCUGAAUCUGGUUGGCCGUAUAAAAUGCUAUGCAACCUCAUAUUUACCAGCAUAGAAUUCAGCAGACAUUGCUUUCCUGUGCCUUUAUAAAUCUAUGCAGCAGAGUUAAAGUUAAACGUGUGUGUGUGUGUGUGUGUGUGUGUGUGUGUGUGUGUGUGUGUGUGUGUGUGUGUGUGUGUGUGUGUGUGUGUGUGUGGCAGCGGGGUGUGUCUGAAAUCGGCAUGACGAGUGAAGCCAUAGGCACAAACAAUGCAGAUUUCUACUCAGGUUAAGUGAAGACGAACCUGAUGGAGUGUGUGUGCGCAGACGCAGACGGGGCGGGGGGACGCAGACGCGCGUGGUUGUCAUGGCCGAUUGUGAUCACACUGUGUGCUGGAGGCCGCUGGUUGGCUUUACUGCACUACAGCCACUCUCUGAUCUAAACGUACUUGGAGCUUUUAGUUUUUCAGCUCGACUUUCCACAUGCCAAAGCUCUAUUUAUGUACAUUUACAGAAAGUAUUGACUCAUAUUUUUUCAUGUAAAACACAAAAAGGACAAAAAUAUAUGCUUUCCAUUUGUACAGAGGAUGAAUAAAAUAUUUUUCUACAAA
Messenger RNA from Pangasianodon hypophthalmus (striped catfish), 4622 nucleotides. It is a transcript of the gene cep85l, whose product is annotated as centrosomal protein 85, like. Bases 294 to 2351 code for a protein of 685 amino acids. NCBI's taxonomy places the organism in Eukaryota, Metazoa, Chordata, Actinopteri, Siluriformes, Pangasiidae. Gene Ontology annotation, cellular component: centrosome. The record is from RefSeq and is a predicted model, not a curated record. The transcript has 13 exons.